GAGGGCGCACACGGACAGCCACAGCCGCUGCGACAGCGCGGACUCCCAGCUCCCCGCAAGAAGGAACCUGGACAUGACCAGAAAGAUCUUCACAAACACCAGGGAGCGCUGGAGGCAGCAGAGCGUCAACAGCGCCUUCGCCAAGCUGAGGAAACUCAUCCCCACUCACCCUCCAGACAAGAAGCUGAGCAAAAAUGAAACGCUUCGCUUGGCAAUGAGGUACAUCAACUUCUUGGUCAAGGUCUUGGGAGAGCAAAGCCUACAGCAAACAGGAGUAGCUGCUCAGGGGAACAUCCUGGGGCUCUUUCCCCAAGGGCCCCACCUGCCAGAUGUGGAUGAAGGAACUCUCCUCAAUGACCCUGGCCCAAGCCAUGAGGCUCCCUAGGGUGGCUGUGCCGGUCAGCCCCCAGGACAGUACUGGUUGCAGAGUCCUGUGGUUUCAUGCUGCGGAGAGGUGUGACGCAGGAGGUGAUUGGGACAGAAGCUGAGAUCUGCAAAAGGACUUGAGGAAUGUUGCUCUGACCUCAUUGCCUCAGAACUUCAGGCAGAAUGACUUGUUCUAUAAGUUUGCACGAGACCAUUGCAAAAAAACAAAACAACCAUCUUUUUAAAGCUGCCAUCUCACUCAUGACUUCAGUAAUGACGAUUUCCUUCUAUUGGAUGUCUGAUGAAUGAGCAAAGCUUGCUGCCCUCUGAAUAUGUUUAAAAGUUUGCUUUGAAAAAGGAGACAUGUUUAUUGAGGGUAAAUACAAGAAAUCUUAAGAUUGAUGAAUGAAAAGGUAGCCACGGUGGAAAGGAACACAAGAGAGGUGUGGGGGUCAUCUCUGGAGGGAUGUCCCUUCCGAGCAGAGCAGUGAGGAUUAUGUGUGUGAAAGAAAGUCUCCAUAUCCUUCGACCUCUAUAGAAUCAUGAUCUUCUACUUUAGUUGAACCUCUGAAACCAAAUAGUGGAUUGCAUUCAUUCCAGGAAAAACCUUGGUAAUUUAGGAGCUGGACUUCAUAGUUUUCUUAUUAAAAGUUAGCUAAAAUGAGUGAGCAGACCACUUAGAUUGACACAUUGGGUACUAAAACAUUUAAUUCAGCCCACAUUACUUCUAACUUAAGUCCUGUACAAUUCUAUAAUUAUGAAAACCCAAAUAUUGCCAUUUUCUAUUUUGUUGAGAGCAAACAAUAGAAAUAAAGGAGCAGAAGCUAAUGACCUCGUGCAUUUAGCUUCACUUCCUGCCUCCCAGGGAGCAUCACCUGGGUCUUAAGCUGGAGGCAGGGGUGGAGCCCUGUGGAUGCUCCAGUCAUCACCACACACCAUUCUGGGCCUCACAGUACUUGGAUUCAAAGAUAAAUCUGGUAGCUGAGCCCCAAAUGCAGAUGUCUAUCUCUGGGACAUUUUAUUUCCCCAGAGUUCUUUUGGCUUUAUGAUCUUCUAAAUCACAGGUGGGAAAUCUAUGGAUUGUGGUUAUGAAUUUCCAGUGUCUACACAAUAUAGGACUUUAAACUUCUUGUCUCUCUAGAAAGUAUUAGAGUAACUGCAUCAUUAAGGUCAUUUUAGCCGACACACUUGUAGGACAACGGGUUUCCCUCUAAGUCCUUUAUUUAAUCUGCACUAGAUCAAUUUCCCCACAGAAACAGCAUAGCUUUUGAAGACUGGUAAGCACAGAGGCUGGCCAAGUCCUUCCUUCCACCCGAGAUGUGUAUACCAUUCUCAGCAUUUUGGGGAAGUUCAAGGUUGUCCCCAAAUUGCCAGGCAGUGGGACAUUUCAAAGUUUUUAUGGUAAAUGUCAACUAAGUAACACUACCCUCUCAUCUGGUACAUUAAAUAAAAUAUGUCUGACAGUGA
Molecule: messenger RNA, 1833 nt
Organism: Peromyscus leucopus (white-footed mouse)
Lineage: Eukaryota; Metazoa; Chordata; Mammalia; Rodentia; Cricetidae
Gene: Tal2
Product: TAL bHLH transcription factor 2
Exons: 2
Coding region: 74-385 (103 amino acids)
Biological process (GO): regulation of transcription by RNA polymerase II
Molecular function (GO): DNA-binding transcription factor activity, RNA polymerase II-specific; protein dimerization activity; RNA polymerase II cis-regulatory region sequence-specific DNA binding
Source: RefSeq, a predicted model, not a curated record